Messenger RNA from Myxocyprinus asiaticus (Chinese sucker), 6457 nucleotides. Its product is annotated as ankyrin repeat and IBR domain-containing protein 1-like. Gene Ontology annotation, cellular component: cytoplasm; ubiquitin ligase complex. Gene Ontology annotation, molecular function: zinc ion binding; ubiquitin protein ligase activity; ubiquitin conjugating enzyme binding. Gene Ontology annotation, biological process: positive regulation of proteasomal ubiquitin-dependent protein catabolic process; ubiquitin-dependent protein catabolic process; protein polyubiquitination. The transcript has 21 exons. The coding region runs from base 285 to 3521 and encodes 1078 amino acids. Lineage: Eukaryota; Metazoa; Chordata; Actinopteri; Cypriniformes; Catostomidae. The record is from RefSeq and is a predicted model, not a curated record.
CAAAGACGAAAGGCAGAUAUUUAUUUAGAGUCAGCACAGUUUCAUCAGAUAACCGCUCAAUUAUUCCGGGUCAAAAAGAGAAAAAACGACCGCUAUCGCCUAGAUAAGUGGGAAAUCGACGUUUGUCUAUAAACAGCGCAAAGAAUCUGGAGCAGCACAACACAACAGCUGACUUCCUGCAUGCCGAUGAUUUCACUCUCAAACGGGGAAGUCCACCAUGUUGGUUAUCCGCGAACCCACAGGCUGAAGAGGUCUGAUCAGUUGGGAGUGCUGGGAAUCGAGAGAUGGGGAACUCAGCCACCAAGUUCCGCAAGGCACUGAUCAGUGGAGAUGAGGUUCUUGCCUAUCAGCUCUAUGAGGGAAACCCUCAGUUCAAAGAGUCUCUAGACCCCAACACCUCAUAUGGGGAACCUUACCAACACAACACCCCGCUCCAUUAUGCUGCCAGACAUGCCAUGACACGUAUACUCAGGUCCUUCCUCUUCAGCAAAGAUGGGAACCCCAACAAACGAAAUGUGCAUAAUGAGACAGCACUGCACGUUUUGUGCAUGGGGCCACACAUACUGCUAUCAGAAGGGGCACUGCAGCCGCGUCUGGCCUGGCGCUAUGAAGAUGAGCGCAGACGGGCCGAGUGCCUCCAGAUGAUCCUAAAAUGGACCGGUGCCAAACUGGAUCGUGGUGAAUAUGAGAGCGCAGACGUUAGUGCCACUGAUAACAAGAAGAACACCCCACUGCACUAUGCUGCUGCCUCAGGGAUGAAGACAUGUGUGGAGUUUUUGGUGAAGCGUGGUGCAGACCUAUUUGCUGAGAAUGAAAACAAGGAGACCCCAUGUGACUGUUCCGAGAGGCAGCACCACAAUGAGCUUGCGCUCAGUCUGGAGUCUCAGAUGGUCUUCUCCACCGACCCCCAUGCUGAGGAUAUCGAGGCAGAGUAUGCUGCCUUAGACCGCAGGGAGUUUUAUGAAGGUUUGCAAGUGCAGGACCUCAGGAGACUGAAGGACAUGUUGAUAGUGGAGACGGCAGACAUGCUGCAAGCUCCUCUCUUCACCGCAGAGGCUCUUCUUCGUGCUCACGACUGGGACAGGGAGAAACUUUUGGAAGCUUGGAUGUCUAACGCCGAAGACUGCUGCCAACGCUCGGGUGUUCAGAUGCCCACUCCCCCACCUAGAGGCUACAACACCUGGGACACGCUGCCCUCACCCCGUACACCUCGCACAACACGCUCGUCCAUCACCUCCCCAGAUGAGAUCAGCUUGACCCCUGCUGACGAUGAUCGCUCCCUGUGCGGAAUUUGUAUGUGUGCAGCCUCCAUGUUUGAGGAGCCUGUUGAUAUUCCAUGUGGCCACGAGUUCUGCAGAGGAUGCUGGGAAAGCUUUUUGAAUCUGAAGAUCCAGGAGGGGGAGGCCCAUAACAUCUUCUGCCCAGCUUAUGACUGCUUCCAGCUGGUUCCUGUUGAGGUCAUUGAGAGCAUUGUGUCCAGAGAGAUGGACAAACGUUAUCUGCAGUUUGACAUCAAGGCAUUUGUUGAGAAUAACCCUGCCAUCCGGUGGUGCCCGCGGGCUGGCUGUGAUAGAGCGGUGCGUCUGGCCGGACAGGGGCCAGGUGCCAGCACCUCUGACCCGCUGAGCUUCCCUCUUCUCCAGGCCCCUGCGGUGGACUGUGGCAAGGGCCAUCUCUUCUGCUGGGAGUGCCAAGGAGAAGCACAUGAACCCUGUGACUGCCAAACAUGGAAGAUGUGGCUUCAGAAGGUCACUGAUAUGAAACCAGAAAAAUUGGCAGGUGUAAGUGAGGCAUAUGAAGAUGCUGCCAACUGCCUGUGGUUACUCACCAACUCCAAACCCUGCGCCAACUGCAAAUCUCCCAUUCAGAAGAAUGAGGGCUGUAACCACAUGCAAUGUGCCAAGUGUAAGUAUGAUUUCUGCUGGAUCUGUCUGGAGGAGUGGAAAAAACACAGUUCCUCUACUGGAGGAUAUUACCGCUGCACACGCUAUGAGGUCAUUCAGCAGGUGGAGGAGCAGUCCAAAGAGAUGACUGUUGAGGCUGAGAAGAAACACAAAAACUUCCAGGAACUGGACCGCUUCAUGCAUUAUUACACGCGCUUUAAGAACCAUGAGCACAGCUACCAGUUAGAAGAACGCCUUCUUAAGACGGCCAAAGACAAGAUGGAGCAACUGAGCAAAGUUCUUAAUGGAAGAGAAGGAGGCCCUCCAGACACUACUUUCAUUGAAGAUGCAGUGCAUGAACUACUUAAGACUCGCCGUAUUCUCAAGUGCUCUUACCCUUAUGGGUUCUUUUUGGAGCCCAAAAGCACAAAGAAGGAAAUAUUUGAACUUAUGCAGACUGACUUGGAAAUGGUAACUGAAGACCUUGCACAAAAAGUCAACCGGCCUUACCUCCGCACCCCUCGUCACAAGAUAAUCCGUGCUGCCUGCCUGGUGCAGCAAAAACGGCAGGAGUUUCUGGCCUCCGUGGCAAGAGGUGUGGCCCCCAACGAUUCACCUGAGGCCCCUCGCCGCAGUUUUGCUGGUGGAACAUGGGACUGGGAGUACUUGGGUUUCGCCUCUCCAGAGGAGUAUGCAGAGUUCCAGUACAGACGUAGACACAGGCAACGCAGGCGUGGAGACAUGGCCAGCCUCCGAAGCAACACACCGGAUCCUGACGACCUAGGCCACAGCACUUUAGACACACAAGAGAUUGGUGGCUGUCAGAGACAGGGAAUGCCAAUGCCUCACAGUUCCCUGGAUGAGGAUGAUCCAAAUAUCCUGUUGGCCAUCCAGCUGUCUCUUCAGGAGUCUGGACUGGCUGCAGGUAGUGAUGGUGUUGAUGCUCAAGAGAUACUCGCCAAUGAGGCAUCACUGGGGGCCAUCGGAACAUCCCUACCUACACGAUUGGACCCGGUGCUGUGCGGGAUAGAUGUGCCCCGUGCUGCCUUGAGCAGCUCUGAGUUGUUGGAGGUGGGUGACAGUCUGAAGAAGCUGGGUAAUAUCAGUGGGCAGAAUCUCCCUCUGCGUUAUGACAGUCUCAACAAUCCUACCCACGAGUCUGGAGAGGGCCCCUUCCCAGGUUCUUCUGGACGCAUGGAGCCCUCUGACUUCAGUUCAGACAAUGCCAACCUUCUAGGCAACAUCAUGGCCUGGUUUCAUGACAUGAAUCCCCAGAAUAUCAGUUUGGUUCCCUCAGCCGGUGCAGCGCAUCAAGAAUUCAGUGCACAGUCAGCGAGGAUGACAUCAGAGCAUCAGACUGCAGAGUGCGCCAUUCCACAAUGGACAGCGGUGGGUGAUAGAGAGCAAGAGUGCGAGUAUGGCACCAGUGGCGCCACCGGAGAGCGUGAGCCUGUAAGGCCUACGCAGCUUGACCUGGGAGGUCUCAAUGUGUCUCCGGUACCACCUCCGUCUGUCGAGUUAGGGGAAACUCCGAGCGGUCCCAACCCCUGUCACUCUGACACACCAAAAUGUGACUCAGACCCUGACCAGCCUAGCAGUAGCUCCUCUGAAUGGGAGGGUCAAGUACAUCUUGUAUGAAAUGCUGACUCCACCCACUAGCUAAGCCACUUUUUGACGUGAAGUAGCUGACAGAUUUGAACCCAAGGAAACAAGAUUAAUCAUGACGAGAAGCUUUUGUAGAUGUAAUGUCAGAUAUGUAGAAAUCGAAGCUGUGUUUUAAGAGUACACAAAUGUGACCGGCCUCUGUAAAUGUGUUCUUUGCUCACUGAAAACUCUUUCCAGUCAUGGAGUGUUAAACACUUGUAAAGAGUCAGCAACUGAACCAGAAAGCGCUACGAAAUCCCAGACAGAAAUGGAUGUGUGGUAAUCUUGUGCAGGUAGCCAGAUUGCAGGGUUCCUGUCUGAUUUCUAUGAAUAAGAAAAAUCUACUGUACAGAACAGGACGAUACAGAUGUCAGUGGGUGUCCUGUUAGGAGCGAUUUCCUGUCUUUAUCCAUGAUUACAAGGAUGUAAAACAUACUCUAGGUGCCAAAAACACUGGUUAGCACAUGCCGAGUUCACUAGCGCCCAGUGCACAGUGUGCUGAUCUUGCCUGCUGCUGAGGGCUUAGUCGCCCUGUCGAGUACACUAUCCUUCCUUUGAACUAGACCUGUAGGAUUAGAGAAGUAUACAUUAGCAUCUCUCUCAAAAGAGCUGAUAAUCACAGCAAUGAAGAGAACAGUUAGAUGCAGUCUACUUUUCUUGUUUUAGUCAAUCGUAAUCACUGUAAUCCAUCACUGGUAAAUUCGAAUUGAAAGUAUUGGCGAGGCUGAACUCAGUGUAGGAGCGCCGAGCUGGCUCUGUCAAACAUUUUCUCUUUGCAACUUAUCACAGUGCCUUUUCUGUGAAACUUCUCUUUAUUUAUAGCCACACUCUUUUGUGCUCUGAGAUUAGAGUGUGGGAAGUUCCAUCACACAUCUUUGUACUUUCAGAUGGCAAUUUAGCAAACAGCCUCUGAGGUCAAUGUUUUAUAAGACAUUUUUGUAUAUGUUCAGUUGUCCUUUAGCAUGCCUCUGGUCCCUUUUCCUAGGGUGUUGUUAAAGGAAUUAUUUCAAACAGAAAGAAUGAACGUACUCAUAGAUGCAUUGCGAUUGCAAUUUACCUGGAUUAUAUCCAUCUAUAUUUAAUGUGGAAAUACUAUACAUUGCGUUAAUUUGGUAUACAAGACAUGUGGCCACAAUGUGUAACAUUCAGGGUUUACAAGGGUAGGCCUAAAGGGGAUAAUCAAUGAGUGUCAACUUUAAAGGUAUAAUUUAAUACAAAAAUGAAAGUUUUCUGAUCAUUUACUCACCCUCAUGUUGUUCCAAACCUUUAGGAUUUUCUUUAUUCCGUAAGAACACAGACAAAGAAGUUAAACAGAAUGAUCACACUGCUCUUUUCCAUUCAAUGAAACUGAAUGGUGACCAGGAGCUGUUAAGCAUCAGAAUCCUGCCUAACGUCUCCUUUUGUUUUCCAUGGAAGAAAGAAAGUCGUAUGAGUUUGGAACAACGCGAGGGCCCGCAAAAAAAAAAAAACAGAAUUUUUUUGGUGACCUAUUCCUUUAAAAAAUCUUUACCCCGCUACAAAUCCAUAGAUGCAAUCAUGGUGCAUGUCAGAUACAUUCUUCCAAGAACCACUAUCGUAAAACAAAAAUAGAACCAGGAAAAUUAAGAUUUCUCUUUCUGUUUCAGGACACAUCUAUUAUCUUUUUUUUUUUUUAUAUAUAUAUAUACAGGUCUCAUCAAUGGAUCUUUAAAGGUGUGUGGCAAAGGCACACUUAUGUGAUGGCAAGCAGCUGUAUUAGCUGCAGGUAGUACAUUUCUACAGAUGGUGGAGCUUACCCACAAUUAAGAUUUUUUAUUAUUAUUUUCUUUUUUUACAAUUAAUAUAACUGUGGUAUUUAUCUUCAAUAAAUUAUGGAAAUUACAUUUCUAUUAUUUGAAAUUGAAUGUCAUUCUUAAAAAUUUAUGAAAAUGAAGGUUGAUGGGAAAAAAACCAUAAAUUACCACCAAUAUAUAUAUAUAUUUUGUAUAUAUCAAACUGUAAUAACACAGUGCCACUUUUCAAUAUUUGCUUAUUAAAAAUGUGACUGCUGAUGUAAGUGUUAAAAGCCAUUCAAACAAAUUAACAGAAUGUUUUUCAUUUGCUUUAAUUUACUGCGAACACCUGGCCAACAUUUUAUCAAAUGAAACUCAGCUGCAUUGUUCAGCUAAAUCACAGCAGCACUGAAUUUUAAAUACUUCAGAAGAAUUGCACAAAAUUAGCUCACACUUCAGCCUUGAAAUAACCCACUUUAUUUGAUAGGUUUGCUGUCAUUUUGGCACUUUUAACUUGAUUUGAUUGAGUAGGUGUCUGAUGUAUUACUGUAGGCUUAAAGGAAUAAGUAUGUUGAGUCUGACCUUAUGACCUAAAGCAGUAUUACAUUGCAUAAUGAUAACUUUGCAAAAUGAAGGCAAACCUGUUUGUAAAGAGGUAUUUUGAGACUUGAAAUUAUUUCACAGGAUUCGUGAAAAUUUGGGGUGUACACAUUGUUUUUAACUUUAUGCAUGUGUGAUCCGAAUCAUUUAAGCUUGAUAAAUUGCAGUAUAACUUCACAGUAAUGUAUGUCGCUAAAGGUUGAGGUGGAGCUAAUGUCUGUUUUAAUAUAGCAUAUGGUAGAUCCUGAACCAGAUUCUGUCCAGACAUGACAAAAAAUAAAUCAAUAAAAAAAGUUGUCCUGUAUGUGACAUUUCGCUGUUCAUUAAGUAAUUAUAAUAAACAUAGAUCAUGUUUUUUUUCUGACAAGGCCAUUCAAGUGUCAAAGCUAUUGUUUGGGGUGCACAUUUUGUAACCCAUUCCAGAUUUUAUAUUAAGGAUCCAAUCCUUGAAAUGGUGUUUGCACUUUCAUAAUCUUUACUUGAUACAUUCCCAAUUUAUAUGGAAAAAACAUAUGUGUGAUGUUUGGCCAUUGAAUUGGACCGAUAUGAGUGUGAAUCUUAAUAAAGUUGUUAAGACAA